Chlamydomonas reinhardtii is the source of this 1982-nucleotide messenger RNA. RefSeq lists its product as uncharacterized. The coding region runs from base 116 to 1414 and encodes 432 amino acids. The record is from RefSeq and is a predicted model, not a curated record. The transcript has 10 exons. Gene Ontology annotation, biological process: L-tyrosine catabolic process. Gene Ontology annotation, molecular function: 4-hydroxyphenylpyruvate dioxygenase activity. Lineage: Eukaryota; Viridiplantae; Chlorophyta; Chlorophyceae; Chlamydomonadales; Chlamydomonadaceae.
UAUACACAACAUCAGCGCUAGCGCCGUUCGCCGUGUCUCCAGAACCCAGAAGGCCUUGUGACUGGUCACGCUCGCGCGACACGACUUACCGCUCCAUUUAUAGCCCAUACCAACUAUGGGAGCGGGUGGUGCAGGCACCGGAGAUCGGGAGGGGGGCAUUAAGCUCGUGGGCUACAAGAAUUUCGUGCGCCAGAACCCGCUUUCAGACAAAUUCACCGUCCACAAGUUUCAUCACAUCGAUUUCUGGUGCGGAGAUGCAACAAACACAUCGAAGCGGUUCUCCUACGGCCUGGGCAUGCCGCUGGUCGCCAAGUCCGACCAGUCCACCAACAACCAGCUCUUUGCCUCCUACGUGCUGCGCUCCAACGACCUGGUCUUCACCUUCACCGCGCCCUACAGCCGCAAGUGCGCCUCGGUCAGCGAGGGCGUUCCGCUGCGUCACUACAACAUCGACCAUGCGUAUGAGUUCAUCAACUCGCACGGGCUGGCGGUGCGGGCAGUAGGCCUGCUGGUGGAUGACGCCAAGACGGCGUACGAGGUGUCUGUGGCGCACGGGGCCAAGGGCGUGCUGCCGCCGGUGGAGCUGCGGGAUGAGGCGAGCGGCACCAGCCAGGUCAUCUCGGAGGUGCUGCUGUACGGCGAGGUCGUGCUGCGCUACGUGUCGGGCUCCUUCCAGGGCCCCUUCCUGGCCGGCUACACGCCCGUCACAGACUCGGCCGUGACCUCCUUCGGCCUGCAACGUCUGGACCACGCGGUGGGCAACACCCAUGACCUGAUCAAGGCCGUGGAGUACAUCACCGGCUUCACAGGUUUCCACGAGUUCUCAGAGUUUGUUGCGGAGGACGUGGGCACUGUGGACAGCGGCCUGAACAGCAUGGUGCUGGCCUCCAACAACGAGGCAGUGCUGCUGCCUGUGAACGAGCCCACCUUUGGCACGCCGCGCAAGAGCCAAAUCCAGACCUACCUGGAGCAGAACGAGGGGCCGGGGCUGCAGCACCUGGCGCUGCUCAGCAACGACAUCUUCACCACCCUGCGGGAGAUGCGCGCGCGCAGCGAGCUGGGUGGCUUCGAGUUCAUGCCACGGGCAAAUGCCAAGUACUACAAAGACAUGUACGCCCGCAUCGGCGACUCGCUCACGCCGCAGCAGUACAGGGAGGUGGAGGAGCUGGGCAUCCUGGUGGACAAGGACGACCAGGGCGUGCUGCUGCAGAUCUUCACCAAGCCGCUGGGCGACCGGCCCACGGUGUUUAUUGAGAUCAUCCAGCGUGUGGGCUGCAUGCGGGAGGUGAAAGAGCCUGCUACGGGCGCUGUGGUGGGGACGGAGCAGGCGGCUGGCUGCGGCGGCUUCGGGAAAGGCAACUUCGGUGCCCUCUUCAAGUCCAUUGAGGACUAUGAGCGCACCUUAAAUGUUUAAGCUGAUUGUAACUGAAGUCACGGGAAUUAGAAUGCAGAUAGAAACAACCGGAAGGUGCAGAGAGCCAGCGGACUACCAGGACUUGCAAAUGACAGUGAUUCAAACAAAUGCAAUCACCCGGUAGUUGAAGUGUACCGCGUUCUUACUAGGCAAGGUGCGAAGAGGGCUGACGUGAUGCGCUGGUGUUCUGGUGUCAGGGUAUGAAGCUGUUGCGCACUGUUGCAUGAGCAGUUGCAGGCUGGUGUGUGCAAGGGGUUAAGAGGUUGUGAGUGUUUGCAGUUACAGAGGGUGCGCGCAGGCGGUGAGGGCAAGAACUAACCGGUACGUAAUGAUAGAUGCCAGCAGGAUUUGGGGAUGAGCAGGAGGGAUUUGCGAGUUGCCCAGGCAUCCUUAUGGAGUCAUGGUGUAUGCGCGGCAAGAUCGCUUGAGGCAGUGCAUGUUCCACGUAGCUAUCGCCUACCGGUAUUGCAUGUCACCAGGAGCAAACCACAGGUUGCUCAUGCCUAUAUCGGGUAAUCAGGGAUCCCUUGCAAGGCAAGGAAUACAGUUGUACCUCAUGGCCUGACGA